AUGGGAAAAGGAAGGAAGCCUUGUUGUGUUAAAUCAGAAGUCAAGAGAGGUCCAUGGAGUCCUGGAGAAGACCUUAGGCUUAUUGCUUAUCUUCAGAGCAAUGGGCACUCAAAUUGGAGGACACUCCCAAAGAAAGCUGGUCUCCAACGAUGUGGAAAAAGUUGUCGUUUGAGAUGGAUUAACUAUCUGAGGCCAGAUGUCAAGCGAGGAAACUUCUCAAAGGAAGAGGAGGAUACAAUCAUGAGGCUGCAUGAAACCAUGGGGAACAAAUGGUCAGCAAUUGCAUCUCAUUUACCUGGAAGAACUGACAAUGAGAUUAAGAAUGUCUGGAAUACUCAUUUGAAGAAAAGAUUGUCCAAGAAUGACACUAAUUCCAUCACAAAUGGACCAAACCAGCUCUCCUCCACCGUGUCCUCUUCGUCUUCAACCACCACGAUCGAGUACUCGACCGGUGGGAAGAGAACCGAAAUCGAGACAAGAAAUGAGAAUGGAGUGAAUCAACAAACCAAUAAAGCUCGCCAAGACCAGGAAAAUCCCCAAUUUUUCAACCAAUUUGUUAGCUCGAACAUGCUCAUGAGAGAGAUGCCAAUGUUAAGUCGAACUUUGUCUUCCAACAAUUCAAUUCUCACUCAUCAAGAACUUCUUGAUUUGCCAAAUCCUGGAUUUGAUGAAGCAAUGGAUACAUUGGAUUUCAACUUAUUGGGAAACCUUGGGGAUGAAGUGUCCAACCUUUUAGGGGAAGUGAACCAACCACUCAACACAACAACACCACCACCACCUACUACUACUACCCAAUUAGAAAAUGUAUUGGAGAACCCAUUAGACCCAAAUAGGGAUAUUUGGAAGAUAAUUGAAGACAUGGAACCAAGUGAGCUUCAACACCAAAUUGAUGAAAAGAUUGAAAUCAAGAAGUGGAUGGCUUACUUGGAGAAUCAAUUGGGACUUGAUGAUGAUGAUGAUCUUGACAAGGAAACUACUCCAAAGGUGGGUGAUGAGUUGCUUUUGAAUCCUGAUUUGGAUCAAGACUUUGGUUGUCAUCAUAUUUGGCCUUCAUCAUCAACAACAACAAAUAACAAAAUUUAAUCAAUCAUGUAGGUAAAGAGAGAGAUCGAUCGAUCGACUCAACAUUCGACAACUUUUUUUGUUAGAAUGUAAUCUAAUAAUAUAUAAAGCUUCACUGGAAGUAAUUUUGUUUUUUCAUGGAUGAUGAAAGGUUAAUUUAAUUUUUCCAAAAUUUUCUAGUUUUUGUUGUGGUUUAGUAGUUAUGAACUUUUUUUU
Tripterygium wilfordii is the source of this 1278-nucleotide messenger RNA. RefSeq names its product transcription factor MYB58. The coding region runs from base 1 to 1083 and encodes 360 amino acids. The record is from RefSeq and is a predicted model, not a curated record. Lineage: Eukaryota; Viridiplantae; Streptophyta; Magnoliopsida; Celastrales; Celastraceae. The transcript is spliced from 3 exons.